Pyrgilauda ruficollis (rufous-necked snowfinch) is the source of this 1385-nucleotide messenger RNA. It is a transcript of the gene ZMAT2, whose product is annotated as zinc finger matrin-type 2. The coding region runs from base 1 to 720 and encodes 239 amino acids. The record is from RefSeq and is a predicted model, not a curated record. Gene Ontology annotation, biological process: mRNA splicing, via spliceosome. The transcript has 6 exons. NCBI's taxonomy places the organism in Eukaryota, Metazoa, Chordata, Aves, Passeriformes, Passeridae. Gene Ontology annotation, cellular component: spliceosomal complex; U4/U6 x U5 tri-snRNP complex. Gene Ontology annotation, molecular function: zinc ion binding; nucleic acid binding.
AUGGCCGGCACCGGGACACCGGGAGCGCCGGCACGUGACCGCGCGGAGCACGUGACUGCACGGGCGGCCGCGCUUUACGGCGCCGCGCGACAGUUCCCGGUGCUGUGCCCUCAGCUCGCCAUGGCGUCGGGCAGCGGGAUCAAGAACCUGGACUUCCGCCGGAAGUGGGACAAGGAUGAGUAUGAGAAACUCGCAGAGAAGCGGCUCACGGAGGAGAGAGAAAAGAAAGAUGGCAAACCAGCUCAGCCUGUCAAAAGGGAGCUUCUGCGGCACCGAGACUACAAAGUGGACCUGGAAUCCAAGCUGGGGAAAACCAUUGUCAUCACCAAAACUACCCCUCAGUCUGAGAUGGGAGGGUAUUACUGUAAUGUAUGUGACUGUGUGGUGAAGGAUUCCAUCAACUUCUUGGAUCACAUCAAUGGCAAAAAACACCAGAGGAAUCUGGGCAUGUCCAUGCGGGUGGAGCGUUCCACGCUGGACCAGGUGAAGAAACGCUUUGAGGUGAACAAGAAGAAGAUGGAGGAGAAGCAGAAGGAUUAUGACUUUGAGGAGAGGAUGAAGGAACUCCGUGAGGAGGAGGAAAAGGCCAAAGCCUACAAGAAGGAGAAGCAGAGAGAGAAGAAGAGGCGGGCGGAGGAAGAUUUGACCUUUGAAGAGGAUGAUGAAAUGGCAGCUGUGAUGGGUUUCUCUGGUUUCGGCUCAACCAAAAAGAGCCACUGAACAGCUCUGGACUCUCCUCUUUCUCUAAACAGCUUGUUUUUACCCAGGGAACUCUGGAUAACUCUUCAAAGACUUGAUUGAGGACUUGUAUGUAAAUCUCCCAGUAGAAGUUGGCUGGAAGAGUUGAAAAGCGAUUCCAUACUCUACCUGUGCUGCAGAUCAAGCUCUGCCUCUCAUUAGCUUCCCUUCUCCUUCUGUGUCCUAGAUCUGGCUGCUCUGUGGCCGUGUGUGUGCAGGGAAGUGCUCUGUUGGGUACAUUUUUUUGUCAAUAAAGUGCACAUUCUGCACAGGUGGCCUGGUUCAGGAUUAAUCUAGUUGUCAACCAGGCCCUACUUGUCACCCAAGCUGUGUUUGAGAUGCUGGGAGGGAUUCACUUGCUUUUAGGCUCAUAAUGAAGGAAAUGUGCCACAGCAAGCAGUGUGAGAGGUGCAUCUUUAUGGCUUGUGCUGAGCAGAGCUGGUGGCUGCAUGGAGUCUGGGUUGCUGAAACUUUCCUGUGUGUUUUAUCUGCAAGGGAGACUUCCCUCCUUUUCUUUGUGUUUUAGCCCAUAAUUUCCGUAUCUUUAAGGCAGGGGAGAAAUUCCUCCCCAUUACUGGUCUAGGAUAGAGCCAAUGAAAGAAAGGUGUGUACAAUUUGCCAGAAAUAAAUGGAAUGUUUUAAUGGGC